CAUGAGAAAAUUCACACAAGAAAGAGUCCUUACAAAUGCUUAGAGUGUGGAAAAUGUUUCACUCAGAAUUCAUCUCUUUGGAAACAUAAUAAAACACACACAAAGGAGAAAAGCAACAUUUGUCCAGAAUGUGGAAAAGGUUAUUCCAGCAAAUCGUGCUUGCAGCGACAUCGGAGACUUCACACCGGAGAAAGACCCUAUCAGUGCCCUGAAUGUGAGAAAAGAUUUGUGGUUUCUUCUGAACUUUGGAGGCACCAAAGGAGGCACAGGGGAGAAAAACUAUAUAAAUGUAAGUCACAAACUGGGGAAAGACCCCAUCAGUGCCUAGAAUGUGGAAAAAGUUUUUCCAGGAAAUCUUGCUUGCUGAAACAUCAAACAAUUCACACCGGAGAAAGACCCCAUCGGUGCCCAGAAUGUGGGAGAUGUUUUGGCAGAAAGUCAACCCUAAUUCGACAUCAGAGAAUUCAUUCUGGGGAAAGACCCUACAAUUGCCCAGAAUGUGAGAAAAGAUUUGUCGAUUCUUCUGAACUUCGGAAACACCAAAGGAUUCAUUGGGGAGAAAAAUUCUAUAAAUGCAGGGAUUGUGAUAAAUGUUUUUUUGAAAAGUCAAAUCUUUCUGAACAUCAAAGUAUCCAUACAGGGGUGAAGCCCUAUAUGUGCAUUGAGUGUGGAAGAUUUUUCCGUACAAUACAAAUCCUCAGAAGUCAUGAGAAUGUUCACAGAGGGGAAAGAAAGUUCAAAUGUUUAGACUGUGGGAAAGCAUUUAGUUGUCAAUCAACCCUUAGAAUUCAUUGCCAAGCCCAUACGGGUGAGAAACUCCAUAAAUGCUCAGUGUGUGAGAAAUCGUUUACUCGGAAAAAUACACUUUGGAAGCAUCAGAGAAGCCACUUAGAGAAGCAAUAUAAAUGUCCAGAGUGCGAGAAGUCUUUUCAUUGCAAAUAUUAUCUUAGAAAACAUGUGAGGCUUCACAAAGGAGAAAAGCCCUUCAAGCGUGUGCAGAAAAAUAUAAAGUGUCCAGAAUGUGGGAAGUGUUUUGGUCAAAAGUCACAAGUAAUUCGACACCAGAGAAUUCACACUGGAGAAACACCCCAUCAGUGCCAAGAAUGUGGGAGAUGUUUUGGCUACAAGGAAAGUCUACUUCGACAUGAGAAACUUCACACUGGAAAGAGACCCUAUCCAUGCCCAGAAUGUGAGAAAACCUUUCUGGUGCCUGCUGAACUUCGGAGGCAUCAGAAGAAGCACACAGGAGAGAGGCCCUUUAAAUGUGGGGAGUGUGAGAAAAGUUUUCUCACAGCAGCACUGCUUCGGGUUCAUCAAAGAAUCCACACGGGGGAGAAGCCGUACAAAUGUGCGGAGUGUGGGAAAUGUUUUUCUCAAAAAAGAUACCUUGGAAAGCAUCAAAAGAUCCAUACACGGGCGAAGCCAUAAAAUGCAGUAGAGUUUUGCUCAAAAGCGAGACAUCAGAAAACUGGCAUGGGAAAAGCCCUAACAGGCCCUGUUGAUAGAACAGGUUUUCAUAGUUGUUCAAUCCUUAGAAAUCAUUUAAGAGUUCAUAAGGGGGAGGGGUGUAUUAGAAACUCUCAGAGAGCAUUUUUUUAUCAACUGUCCCUUAAAAAUCACACUCUAAUCCAGAUAGGAAUGAUGCACUUUAAAUGAUUGAAGUGUGAUGUAUGGUUUGCUUGGAAAAAUACUCUUUCAGCACCAGUGAAUUCUUACUGGAGAGAAACUUUUAUCAGGUCUUAGAAAAUGUGGCAGAGAUUUUUAUCUGAUCAUCAGAUCUUCAGGUGCGCAUGAAAAAUCCACACAGGAGGAAAAUCUUACAGGUGUGUAACAUGAGAAUAUUUUUCCUUGCCCAUUGGAAUUUCCUGCCUCCUGGAGAUUGUCCAUUAAAAUUGCCUCCUUUAAAUUUUCUUUGCCAAAUUAAAUUUUGUUAGAAUUUUUUAAAAUUUUAAUGCUAAGACGUGAAUAUGAAAAUCGGAUGUGAGUGUGAAAAACUUAUAUCUAAUGUGAAAUUGUCUGGAAGUGUAUGAAGACUCCUGUCUUGGGCAGGGAAGGUAGGACUGGAAGAGUACAGCUCUUGUUAUUCUGUUGUAGCCCUAUGAUUCUAAGAAUGUAGAAAGAAAAAGGGACAUGGGUGAAAAACAAAAAUGCUGACAAAAUAGGAGGAAAGCUAAGGCUUCUGCUAAAACCUUGCAAGCCACCAAAAGUCUCUCUUUAGUUGGGCAGGAUUAACGAAUCCGGGAAAUAAAUAGAAACAUAGGAUACGUAAUCCUAGA
Pseudonaja textilis is the source of this 2276-nucleotide messenger RNA. The record is from RefSeq and is a predicted model, not a curated record. Lineage: Eukaryota; Metazoa; Chordata; Lepidosauria; Squamata; Elapidae.